UCCAGUGUGGAGUCACGGAACUCCUGAGGGACUGAGCACUCCCUCGUUGGAGAGCAUUCAAGGGUGAAGGCUCAAAGCAGUUGGGCAGCGUCUGCUGUGAGGCCAGGGGACACACCCUGUUGGUCUGCUCAUGCCUGUGCAGCUCUGCCAGGAGGAAGCCCAGGGCAGGAGCCGCGCCAGGCAACGGUUGGCACGAUAUGGAGCGCCGGAACAAGAUGGAGUUUUUCCAGAAACUGGGCUACAGCCAGGACGACGUGGUCAGGGUGCUGGGCAAACUGGGUGACAAUGCGUUGGUCAACGAUGUGCUGCAGGAGUUGAUCCAGACUGGUAGCCGCCCAAGGGCCCAGGAGGAUCCAGCCAACAGCACCGGGGUAGUGCUGACACCCCGGGGAUGCUGCGGGAUCCGGGACUCUGCCCAGCAGGGCCUGGGACCAGGCCUGGAAGAGGCUGGUGGAGACCCAGCCAGCUCCCUCCGGCCCAUAGUGAUCGAUGGCAGCAAUGUGGCCAUGAGCCAUGGAAAUAAGGAAGCCUUCUCUUGCCGGGGAAUUCGUCUGGCUGUGGACUGGUUUCGGGACAGAGGACACACCUACAUCAAGGUUUUUGUUCCAUCUUGGAGGAAAGAACCAUCAAGAUCUGAUACGCCUAUCAGAGAGCAGCACGUGCUGGAGGAGCUGGAGCGGCAAUCUGUGUUGGUGUACACCCCAUCCCGCAAGGUCAACGGCAAGCGAGUGGUCUGCUACGAUGACCGCUACAUUGUCAAGGUGGCCUUUGAGAAGGAUGGCAUCAUUGUCUCCAAUGACAACUACCGGGACCUGCAGAGUGAAAACCCAGAGUGGAAAUGGUUCAUCGAGCAGCGACUGCUCAUGUUCUCCUUUGUAAAUGACAGGUUCAUGCCUCCUGAUGACCCCCUUGGCCGCCGUGGACCAACCCUGAGCAAUUUCCUAAGCAAGAAGCCAAGGCCACCAGAGCCAUCCUGGCAGCACUGUCCCUAUGGCAAGAAAUGCACCUACGGGGUCAAGUGCAGAUUCUACCACCCGGAGAGGUCACACCACGCACAGCUGCCAGUGGCUGAUGAACUCCGAGCCAAGACGCGGGCCUGGCCCGGCGGUGGAGCCGAGGAGCAGCGACCACCGAGUGUCCGGAGCAGCCAUGCAGCAGUCCGGCUGUUUCCCCGGGAGCCCGGCGCGCCCAGCCUCCCACCACUGCAGCAGCCCACGCCUCUGGCUGCCCUGAGCCGGAGCUUCUCGCGGCUCACCUUCAGCGAAACCCGGGCCAGGGGCGUCGCGUCCCGAACGUGUGAGCCUGACUGGAUGCCCACGAGUGGCCCCACGUCCUGGGCCUUGCCAUCCCCUCAUGCAGGCAGCGCUGCCAUCGCAAGGUCGCCGGGUCUGCUGCGAUGCCUCCGGACUGCAAACAGCCCUCUCUCCUCAGACGAUCUUGGGUCCCCAACCUGCCCGCAGGCCCGGCCACUAGAAGGACACCCAGACGAACAGGGUUCCAGGGAUAUGCACAGUGAUUUGGUUCUCCAGCACAGACCUCUGGAAGAUCCGUGGAGCCUUCUGCCCAGCUCCUACCGUUACCCGAGUCACUCGGCCUGGGCUGAGUCCGUUUGGGGCGAGGACGCCUUUAGAGGACCUUCGGGGUCAGCACAGCCAGCAGCCAGUGUUGGGGGCACACGCACUAUUUUCCACAGUGUCUUUCCAGCUGAUCAAGUGGACCCUGGGAUGGCCUCCGAUCCUGCACUCUCCGACCUGGCUCUACUCAGCCUCCAGCAGAGAUCCCAAAGGACUGGUGCGCGGUUGGGGGACCCUUAAGCGACAGUUCACAACACUGCAAGGAGUGGCUGAGGACUGACUUGCAGCUUGGAUAGGAGGAAUACAAGAUGAUUGCCAACCUGGCUGUGAGUCACCGUUUUUGGACCCGGUCAGUGGGAGACUCGAUUCUCAUCCUCAGCGGUGGAUAAUCAGGAGGGAUCUUGAUGAUGCUCCCAGGGCCUGCUGAAUGGACAGGUUGAUUUCUGAUGUGUUCAUCACACAUCUGGGUCUGGUUCUAAGUACCGGCCACAAAGUGUUUCACGGGCCUUCACACAAACCAAAGAGGACACCCAAGUAAUCAAGUUGAGUUUGAUAUAAACUCUUGCUCUCUCUCUCUCUCUCUCUCUCUCUCUCUCUCUCUCUCUCUGUGUGUGUGUGUGUGUGUGUGUGUAAGAUUCUAGGAAGCCAUGAGAAUGUGGGUUAUGGUUGAAAGCCUGAAAAAGGAUGGUAGAUAGUCUUGCCUUUUGUGGCAUCAAAUAAUGUUUUAAAAUGUGUUCAGGUGACAUGGGAAGGAAAGAGUUGAUGCCUGAAGUUUUCAUGUCACCAUUAAUAACCUUACACAUGUGGGAACCCAGCCUUCUGUAAAUUUUUACUGUGGGGCUGUGAGGUGUUGUGGGUGCCCCAGGGUACUCUAUUCUAAGGGUCUCCUCAGCAAUCCUUCACUCCUUUUGUACAUACAUACCAUACCAUUCAAAUAUCGCCCCCCCCCCCCACAUACACAGAGCCUUGGUCAAGGAUCAGCCUAUUUUGUUUUCAAGACAGAGUUUCUCUGUUUAGCCCUGUCUGUCCUGAAAUUCACUUUGUAGACCAGGCUGGCCUCGAACUCACAGGGAUCCAUCUGCUUUGGCCUCUUGAGUGCUGGGAUCAAAGGUGUGUGCCACCAUAACCAGUUUAUUUUUUAAUCAGCCUUCCAUCAUGGUGAAUCUACAAAACAAACUUCUAAAUCACAUAUUACAGAAAUAAGAUUCUAAUCUACCCACCACUCCCUCAAAAACAACAACAACAAAACAACCUCCAAGUGGGUAGGCAUAGAGAAAAGAGGAGAGAAGGGCAGAGAGAGAGAGAGACAGAGAGAGGAACAGAAAU
Molecule: messenger RNA, 2900 nt
Organism: Cricetulus griseus (Chinese hamster)
Lineage: Eukaryota; Metazoa; Chordata; Mammalia; Rodentia; Cricetidae
Source: RefSeq, a predicted model, not a curated record